GAAGUUUUCUCCGCCUCUGCCUGUGGGUCGUGCCGGUUGAAAAAUUUGAAUUCUUCCUGAUGUGUCUGAGGUCUUCGAGAUCGUUUCGGGAUCCGCGCCUUCGUUUUCUACUUGUGUCUCUUUCUUGAUAUGGGCUCGUCGGCUUUGGCACUUGACUUGGCAUCUAUUACGUGACGCCGUUUUCUUUAAUUAUGAUAUUGGCAACUACACUUGAAGGAAGUGAAUGAGUCAGAAUUUCGGGUCGUACUUAUUGUGUUGGGUCGUCAUUUAGUGUCAUUGACAUUGUCAUCUCGUAGGUUGUCUCGGUCUUUGUAUCAGUCUUUGAUUUCGUUUUUCGGAUGCGUAUUGUGCAUGGCGGGCAAUUCGGUCUUGCUCCUCGUCCGCAAUCAGGUCAAGUGCAUAUAAAAAUUUCGGGGCAACAGUUCAGUGCCAUGCGUGCGAGCAUUUGGCACUUUUUUCAAUAAAGAAUAGGGAAUAGAAUGAUAAUAUUGUGACCGCAGCAGCACUGCAAUGUCGAAGGAUGAUUUUAAUUUCCACUUCUUGUACAGUGAAAGCAAAUAGAGUUUUUUGAUGAAGAGCACUGAGUUACCGUUCGGGAAAAGGUAUGAUUUCAGUACAGAGCUUGAACGAUGUUGUUGCUUAGGAAUCGAACCAGUUGUUUUUCUUAGCACUUCAACUUUCGGUGAAGAAGAGUCUCGUGCGACCGUCUCUACCCACCUUUCGGCUUCCAGAUACACCCUCUUGUAGAGCCGUCGUACGCGGAAGCGUGUCCAUCGAAGUCAAGGAGCAUCGAGUAGUAGUAGUAGUAGUACUGGCCGCUAGUUUGAUCCCCGUGCGCACGAAAUUUUCGUGGGUCAAGUAAUCGGGGAUGGGUGUAGACCCGGCAAAGACUGCGCGAGCGUCUCACAUUGUGAAUGUGAUAGAGGACCUAAGCCAACACGGAGCGUCAGUGGAAUCGAUCUUGGAAGAGUACGAGCGCCGUACUGGGGAUGAUGGUGCAACGAAGCAGUCUGUCAUUAACGCUGUGCGGAACAACCCAGCCAUUAUCGGGACAACGUCUGUUGGGCGAUCAGUGACACAGUACCUACUUCUGAUUUAUUUAUUCAUAUAUUGAUGUUCUUUAUGAUUGAUUCUGUAGAUCAUGAUGAUUGGCGGGUCUUGGUUUUGAGAGGUGUUUCUUUUUGGUGGAUGGUGUCAGUUUAGGCCGAUCAUUUGCUCACCUGAUUGUGAUCAUUCAUCGAUCAUGUUCGCUUAGUGCAUGCCACCGACUCUGCCUCAUCCGACUGGCUACACUUGAUCCUUUUCUAUUUGAAUAUCUGUUGACGAACUACAAUUCAAAGCACCAUCAAGAACUUGAGUGGAAAACUCCUCGAAAUCACCACAGCUAUCGUGUCCGAGAUACGGUUCCGCUUGGUUUUACUAUUGCAGGACAGGCCCAGAUUCCAGUUGCGCACGGUCAGCAGACAGUCGCCGGGCCACCACUGCACUUCAGGUACUUUUGGUACCUGAUUGGAGCCGUGUUUCUAAUUGGGCUAUCCCUUGGCGUCCCAAUCGGGUUUCUCUACUGCAGCACUACUCAAGUUCCGCCCAAGACUCCGGAAGAUGAGACGGACGGCCACUCUCCUGAGGCGAGAAAACUAAUCAACGUCCUCCGCGAACGCGGACAUCAAGCGAGAGGAAGAGAUGUAGCUGAGGCGUAGAUUGUAUAAAGGUAAAGCUACCGAUCGAAAUCGACAACAGCCAUACGCACUGGAUGUGCUUGUUUUGUACAUAUACGACACCUAAUAUUCCAGCAAGUAAUCUUAAUCUUUGUUGUAGAACCUGCCUUGAAAUCGAUAUUUCCGAAGAAACGAGUCGAAGUGGUCCUUCCCGAUAUUCUUGCGCUGCUCUCGUUUUGCAGAAGUGUUUUCAAUAUUUGGCUUCGCCUUCGCUUAAGAGAUGUUGCGUGACCGAGAUUGUCACUCAUCGGUGUCUUCUUGAACAAAUAUACAAACUACCAGACAAAGACAUCGAUAAGCUGCAAGAAAGCAGAAACAACGAAGGGUGAU
Molecule: messenger RNA, 2048 nt
Organism: Amoebophrya sp. A120
Lineage: Eukaryota; Dinophyceae; Syndiniales; Amoebophryaceae
Source: the annotation of a GenBank genome assembly